This is a messenger RNA of Calypte anna (Anna's hummingbird), 903 nucleotides long. It is a transcript of the gene COMMD7, whose product is annotated as COMM domain containing 7. Gene Ontology annotation, molecular function: NF-kappaB binding. Bases 43 to 645 code for a protein of 200 amino acids. The record is from RefSeq and is a predicted model, not a curated record. Gene Ontology annotation, biological process: tumor necrosis factor-mediated signaling pathway; negative regulation of DNA-templated transcription. The transcript has 9 exons. NCBI's taxonomy places the organism in Eukaryota, Metazoa, Chordata, Aves, Apodiformes, Trochilidae.
GGGGCCGGGCCGGGCGGGGCGGGCGGAGCCGCAGCCGCCGCCAUGGGGCCGCUCCACUUCACCAGCGAACCGGUACCGGAGGCGGUCAGCGGCGACAUGCAGAACCUCAACCAGCUCAGUGCACAGCAAUUCUCAGCACUGACUGACCUGCUCUUCCACUUUCUGACAGAGCCCAAGGAGGUAGAAAGAUUUAUGACUCAGCUCUCAGACUUUGCCAUCAUGAAUAAAAUCAGCUUGGGCCCCCUGAAAAACAUUGUCCGAAGUAUUCUUCUGGUACCUAAUGGUGCCCUGAAGAGGAAUUUGUCUUCUGAACAUGUCAGAGCAGAUUUUAUUGCUCUAGGUCUCAGUGAAGAGAAAGCCAGUUAUUUUGCACAACAGUGGACAGUGAAUUCCCCUACCCUGACACGCCUGGCUGUUGGUCAGACACUGAUGAUUAACCAGCUGAUAGAUAUGGAGUGGAAGUUUGGAGUGACUGCUGGGAGCAGUGAACUGGAAAAAGUGGGAAGUAUCUUCUUACAGCUGAAGCUGGUGAUUAAAAAAGGGAGCCAAACAGAAAACGUAUAUAUAGAGUUAACUUUGCCCCAGUUCUACAGUUUUCUGCAUGAAAUGGAACGGGUCAAAACCAGCCUGGAAAGCUUCAGCUGAGACUGCCUGGGUCUGGCCAGGAUGUUUAAUUUCUCUCUUGAUCUGCUCUUUCCCACCUGCUCUUAACACCCUGAUAAGAGAAGUCAGGGCUGUGGUGUAACAGUUUGGAAGGACCCAUCAGUCCUUCAGAACCUGAAACACUGGCAAGUGCCUACAAAUCCACACAUCUCUCUUUUUAUACUGUUAAGAGAAAUUGUGGUCAGAAAUAUGUGGAUGCUUGUAUUAAAAUAGCAAAGAAAUAAACCUGUUCCCAUCCUG